This is a messenger RNA of Pomacea canaliculata, 2348 nucleotides long. RefSeq lists its product as uncharacterized. NCBI's taxonomy places the organism in Eukaryota, Metazoa, Mollusca, Gastropoda, Architaenioglossa, Ampullariidae. Gene Ontology annotation, molecular function: caspase binding; death receptor binding. The record is from RefSeq and is a predicted model, not a curated record. Gene Ontology annotation, biological process: positive regulation of extrinsic apoptotic signaling pathway; TRAIL-activated apoptotic signaling pathway. Gene Ontology annotation, cellular component: CD95 death-inducing signaling complex; cytoplasm.
UUCGUCGCGAGGUCAGCCAUCAAUACACAGUCUUCGAGUCGAUAAAGUUUGGAGAUUUGUGAAGCAUGAUAUAAGAGGAAACAAUGGGUGUGUACAGCAGCAGUUUUGUAAUCAACCCUCAGAGUAGCAGUGCUGUCAGCUCUUACAGCCAUCCAUCUAAAGCCAACUGGAUCACUGCCCAUGCUAUUGCAACUGAAUUAAGCAUUGCAGAAGUUGAGAGACUGUGGCUACGUUUCCAGCAGCUGGGAUGCAACCAGGAUGGAGUCUUAUCUCCAGAAGUCCUUAAUUCACCAACUCUUACAUCUGAUGUUUUUGUUAAAAAUAUCCUGAAGUAUUUUAAAACACCAGAUGGAAGAGUUACAUUUGAAACUUUCCUUCGUGGUUUAAAGUGGAGUGAGUCACAGGAUGUACAGGUCAAGGCCAGAGGUAUCUUUCAGAUGCUUAACAAUGGAAAUCCAAUUCCUAAGGAAAUGUUUGGUCGGAUUUUGGAAAGAGUUUAUCCGGGGACAGAUAAAAAGGAGGUAACAAAAUUAAAUGAGAUCUUCUUCAAGACUGUAGACAAGAGAAAAGAGAGGACAGUUGAGGAGAAUGACUUCGUCCAUACAGUACUGGCAUUACCAAGAGAACCCGUAUUACAAAUCCUUAACUUCCACAUCCUACCAGAACAUAUGAGAGAAAAUGUUCACAGAAACCUUCCAGAGUUUCAAGUGCCUCACAGAGGAGAGUUUACACCAGUCUACUCACCACAACAACCAGAACCUCGCUACCAGAUGCUCUCUGAACCUAUGCUGCAUGCAAUUGCAGACAAAAUUCACCGUCGGGAUUGGGAAUUGUUAGCCAACAAGCUUGGCUUUUUAUAUGCUGAUGUUGACAACUACAGGCAGAUGUACCCUGAUAAUACACGACAACAGGUAUUUCAGUUGCUUAAAGAUUGGAAGGCACGCGAGGGACCACGUGCACGGUCAGACAUUUUGGAGCAGGCAUUGCGGGAUGUGGGCAUGACAGACGUGUCGUUAUUGCUGGCCCCUUAGUGUGGAUUAUCUGUUCCUUCACUGAGCUGUGUUUGAAAUGCUUUUUUAGUGGAUGUUUCUCACAUUUCACAUAAGAAGGAGACAUUACUUUAAGGUGAAAGUGUACUCCAGAAAAAAGUUUUGGUUUUAAAGAUUUUAUGACAGAAUAAUCAAAUAUAAAAUAGCCAUCUAAAAAAAAUAAGUGAUCACAAUGAAAAUGACUGCAAUCAAUGAUAUUUUUUAAAUGUAUUAUUUUUUUCAAAAUAACUUUCAUACAGUAUCAAAAUACAUAGAUCAUUGAUUUAAGUGUCUUUGUAAAGUAAAAACUAUUAUUUAAAUUUUCAAGAAUGCACAUUUUGAUACUUUCAAAAGUCUUGAAAAUAUUCGCAGUCAAAGUGGGGACCCCCAAAAAUUUAACGAGACAACAGGAAAAUUGUUUCUUUAAAAGCCAAAUACUGCCAGAAUAAUGUUAAUAUCAAUAUGCCACUGCUUGUAAUUGUAGAUUAAUUAUGCAUGAAUAUGACUACAACAUUUCAUUACUGUAGCUUUAACCCAUCCUGAGAUUUUUUUCUGAAAGUGAACGCACCAUGGCCAAAAAAAAUGCGUUUGGAGAAAAUGGAAAAGUAUAAAUUGAUGAGGAAAGGUGUGAAAAACUAAUUUACUCAACAAAUGCAUCUGAACAUUAUGUAUUAAAUGUUAAAGUAUCAGAAAAUCUGUUGUUAUCUCAAACUCGACCAUGGCAUCCCAGAACUGCUACUUUCAGGAGUAUACGUUCACCUUAAGACAGCUUUCUAAUCAGUUUCUGACAGAAGCUUAUUACCUGUUUACAAUUCAGGGUUUUUAUUGACCAGCAUCUUGAUAAUAUGAAUGUAGAAUGUGUGUGUGUUGUCUGUCGAAGACUUUUUUAAUGCUAUGAGUGGUUUUGGUGAGCAUGAAUUCAACCAUAGAAAAGAGAUUUUAAAGUUUAUAAAAUAUCCAAUCUUGGCUGAAAAGUUUACUAAUCAUAAGUCUUUAAAGUUAUUCCACAAACAGAUGGAUCUGUUUAAUGGACUUGUGUUCUAGACUUAGUCUACUAUUAGAUUUAUUUCAGCUUGUAUCAGCUUGCCCCUCUGUGUGUGUGUCUUUCACUACCUUUUUCUUUAAUUUGUCUCUUUUGGUGACAACAUUUUGAUCAUUCAGCAUUCCGUCCAUUUUAGAAGUAAUUAUUUUUAGACGAGUUGUGAUAAAAUAUGAUUUACACUUUACAAAUAUAGAUAAACACUGAGAAGAGGAUUAAUCUGUCAUGUUAUACUUUCGUUGUAUACAUAUUACAGUAUUAAAGUUCUCAACAUUUGAAAA